This is a messenger RNA of Ambispora gerdemannii, 372 nucleotides long. Lineage: Eukaryota; Fungi; Glomeromycota; Glomeromycetes; Archaeosporales; Ambisporaceae. The record is from the annotation of a GenBank genome assembly.
AUGAAGCAUCUUCAACAGGAGCUUUCAUCCCAAUCUACUCCACACUCAAAGGAUAAAUUGGCAUCAGUAUCAUAUGAUUAUGAUAAUCGUACAAUUGGCUAUGAAACUUAUGCGCAGGCUAAAGCGACCAUAGCAAAAAAUACUAUACCUAGUGCUCCAAAUUUCGAGCUAUUUUGUGUUUCACCUGCCAAGCAAGAAAUGUUUUCACCAACUUCUUAUCGAUCCUUAAAUUGCAAAAGCAAUACAAGCGAAAUAUUUAUCUCGUCUCUGUAUGCAAAACAAAAUAACUUACUACCAUCCAUAAACCAUCUUAAUCAGCCAAAAGGAAGUGUUGCGAUCUUGGGCGAUACAUUUUUUUCUCGCAUGAUCUGA